AUGGGACGCUCUUGCUGUGAAAGGACGCCCUCUCAAGCGGAUGCGAUUGAUAAAGCUGAGUUGAAGAAAUCGAAUAGUUCAUCGAAUUGUUGUGGCAGUUCAUCGGAGACUUCAAGUCAAGAGAAGUCUUAUAGGAACGGCGCUAUCCGAAAGAACGACAAAACAGAUGAUAAUAAUGCCAAUGCAACUUCCGCUGCCCAGCGUGAUGACCCCGUAUACAAGGACCCUAUUGAUCCUUGUAAGGGUGCAGCUCUGCCUGGGGCUUGCGAGGAAGGCUGCUGCGACCAGUCUGCCUCGGCUGCUGGAAAUUUUACCGCCAAAUCUAAAAUUUUAAGCUCUAGUGUUUCUUCGGGCCACCCUCACACACACACCGGCUCCGGUACCCCAUGGUCGAGUGAACAUGCUACUUCCGUUGAACCUAUUGUGGCAGAGUGCUGCCAAGACAAGCCUUCGCCAUGCUGUGAUGAAGCCUGCCUUGAUCGUCUGGCUUUACGUGAGUGUCAUACGGGGUCAGAUAUACCAUGCAUGGAAGCAGCUGGUUACUCUCUUUCCUCGACAUCCACACCGACAGAAGGUGCAACGCUUCAGGGCAGAGCUUGCAAUCGACACCAUCGCUCAGUUAGAGAGCAGUAUGCUGCUAGGCUUACAGCACUGGGGUGUAUCUGCCGUGCUCUUCUUGCCCUUGGCAAGGAAUCAUGCUGCGAGCCUCGAAAGCGCUCUUCGCUGGGUAAGGGUCGGAGCUCUGAACGGCCACUGAAACAGUCUGUCUCGUGCGUCUCGGUUGAAUCUUGCUGCGCAAGUAGUAAAUCUUCAAGUCAAUCGCCGCUUCGAAGUACCGACCAUGGCGGAAAGUACAAGCCUGCACGUGUAACUAAAACUCGUGCCAGCCAAGGUUGCUCCACCAACUCUUGCUGCAAACCCAAAAUUACCACCUGCGGCAACAACUUCACCGACCCCUGUAUCUCCGAAUCAGAUAAGUCAGAGAUAAAGCCAGCGGAUGGCUCUUGUGCUGAUAUUUGCUGUACCUCCGAAAAGCCAUCCUUACCCAACGACGAGAAGGGUGGGGCUGUAAGAAUUGCCCCUGAUCUCGAGGGUCAGGCCAUAGGCGUUGAGCAUGUGGUCCUCUCGAUAUCUGGUAUGACUUGCACUGGCUGUGAGACGAAACUCAACAGAACCCUCGCGAUAAUGUCAGGGGUUGGGAACUUGAGGACAAGUUUGGUUCUAUCUCGAGCUGAAUUCGACUUGGACCUCAGUAUCUCUACUGUGGAGCUUGUUAUAAAGCACUUGGAGCGGACCACAGAGUUCAAAUGUGAGAUAAUCGCCAGUAAUGGGUCAGCUAUGGAUAUAAUUGUUUCUGGGGAUCCAGGUUUGAUCGUCAACCAGGCUUGGCCGCAAGGUGUGAGUGACAUUUCGCUCGUCGGAAAUUGCACUAUUCGUGUAUCUUUUGAUCCAGAAGUGGUUGGAGCACGAGAUCUCAUUGAAAAGCACUGGGGUGAUAUAGCAAGCCUUGCGCCCAUCUCUGGUGAUCCAACACUUGCAGCUGGUAGCAAGCAUGUCCGCCAUUCCGGGUUCAUGACUCUCUUAUCUGCAGUUCUUACCAUCCCAGUCUUAAUCAUGGCAUGGGCCCCCAUCUCCGAGAGAAAAAUCGCCUAUAGCUCCGCCUCGCUGGCUUUGGCUACUAUCAUUCAGGUUGUCAUAGCAGGACCUUUUUAUCCCAAAGCCUUGAAGGCUCUUGUCUUUUCGCGAGUCAUCGAGAUGGACCUUCUUAUUGUGUUAAGCACCAGCGUGGCAUAUAUCUUCUCUGUGGUUUCUUUCGGCUUUCUCGUUGCUAGUAGACCUCUUUCCACUGGCCAAUUCUUUGAAACAAGCACACUUCUAGUUACAUUGAUCAUGUUCGGACGAUAUGUCGCUACACUUGCCCGACAAAAAGCGGUCGAGUCAAUAUCUAUUCGAUCGCUUCAGGCCCAAACUGCCCUUCUUGUGGACGAAUCACCUUCAAUAGAUGCUCGUGAAAUCGACGUCAGGCUACUGCAAUACGGAGACAGGUUCAAGGUCCUUCCCGAUAUGAGAAUCCCGACCGACGGGACUGUUGUAUCUGGGUCAUCUGAAGUGAACGAGUCAAUGCUCACCGGAGAGUCGCGGCAUGUCGAAAAGAAACCCAAGUCGCGUGUCAUUGCAGGGACAAUCAACGGAUCGGCAAGUCUAAUUGUCAGGCUAACUCGCCUCCCAGGCGACAACGCUAUUAACACUAUCGCCGCCAUGGUCGAUGAAGCCAAGCUUUCCAAACCAAAGAUUCAAGAACUUGCCGACAAGGUGGCUUCAUAUUUUGUUCCAGUUAUUGUAGGCUUGACUAUUGCCACAUUUGUUAUUUGGGUGGCUCUUGGCAUAUCAAUACAAGCUAAGACUAGAUCCGAAGCAACCGUGCAGGCUGUCACCUACGCCAUCACGGUGCUUAUAGUUUCAUGUCCUUGUGCCAUUGGUCUUGCCGUACCGAUGGUGGUUGUCAUCUGCAGCGGUAUCGCAGCAGAGCGAGGGGUUAUAUUCAAGUCGGCGCAUUCUAUCGAAGUCGCCUAUAGAGCCUCUCAUGUGGUCCUUGACAAGACAGGAACGCUGACUCAGGGAAAGCUCAGCGUAGUCGUUGAGAGUUAUCUCGGAGACGAGGAAUCAUGCCUGUCACUUCUUUUGGGCCUCAUCGGUGACAGCAAGCACCCGGUAUCGGUUGCUGUUGGUAAUCAUAUUAGGCACAAGGGGAUUGUUGCAACAGCUGUCCCUGACGUCAAAAGCUUGACAGGCCGAGGUGUGGAAGCUAAACUUGGUAGUCAAACGCUACAAGCUGGGAAUUCUCGCUGGCUGAAGACUUCCACGCACCCCCUGGUGCAACCGGUGCUUACAAAAGGCUAUACUGUGUUCUGCUUCACCAUCAAUGGUGUGCUACUCGCUGUAUUUGGUCUUGAGGACUCUCUCCGAGCUGAUGCACCCCAUGUGGUCAAUACCCUACAGAGACGCGGCGUGACGGUUCAUGUGGUAUCGGGCGACGACGAAGGCGCCGUGCAAAACGUGGCGACAAAUUUAGCUAUCCCCGAGAGCAACAUUCGUGCUCGUAGCUCUCCAGCGGACAAGCAGGUCUACAUCAAAGAUCUCCUAGGCAGUCUUUCAGGUGGUAAGGAGCCGAUUGUCAUCUUUUGCGGGGAUGGCACCAAUGACGCCGUGGCGCUCGCGCAAGCAACAGUCGGCGUUCACAUAAACGAAGGCAGUGAUGUUGCCCAGUCUGCAGCCGAUGUCGUGCUUAUGCGUCCAUAUCUGUCUGGCCUUCUCACCAUGAUGGAUGCCAGCAAGGUCUCUAUGAGACGUAUCAAGUUCAAUUUCGUUUGGAGUUUUGUCUACAACACAUUUGCCGUGCUACUUGCGGCUGGGGCUUUUGUGAAUGUCAGAAUUCCGCCCGAGUUUGCAGGUCUGGGGGAGCUAAUUAGCGUAUUGCCCGUCAUAAUCGCUGCUGUGCUCUUACGAUGGUCUAUCUAG
This is a messenger RNA of Penicillium roqueforti, 3519 nucleotides long. RefSeq names its product heavy metal translocating P-type ATPase. The record is from RefSeq and is a predicted model, not a curated record. Gene Ontology annotation, cellular component: membrane. Gene Ontology annotation, molecular function: metal ion binding; ATP hydrolysis activity; ATP binding. The coding region runs from base 1 to 3519 and encodes 1172 amino acids. Gene Ontology annotation, biological process: monoatomic cation transport. Lineage: Eukaryota; Fungi; Ascomycota; Eurotiomycetes; Eurotiales; Aspergillaceae. The transcript has 3 exons.